AUGCAAGCCGUGGGCGCCGAUUGUAGGCGCAUCCGGCUCGCUCCGGUGCGGCAGCUGGCCUUUGCAGCAAAACGGAGCCUGCACCGCUCCUCGGUGCUUCACAACGAGGCUACCGAGCAAGCUCCUGGUAUCCCAUACCAGGACCUCACCGUCGGCAUCCCGCGCGAGACAUACCCUUCCGAGAACCGUGUGGCUGUGACGCCCGCCGGCGUCGCAACACUCCUCAAGAAGGGCUUUGGGCGCGUGCUCGUCCAACGCGGCUCUGGCGUGGGGGCCAACUUCCCCGACGAUGCGUACGCCGCGGCUGGCGCCGUGAUUGCCGACGAGAUCAAGGCCGACAUCACGCUCAAGGUGCGCCCGCCAACACUCGAGCAGGUCGCCGCGCUCUCCGCAGACUCGACACUCAUCUCCUUCCUCUACCCAGCCGUGAACAAGGAUCUCGUCGAGGGGCUGCGUAAGGGCGGAGUCAACUCAUUCGCGAUGGACGCGAUCCCGCGCACAUCGCGCGCCCAGACCUUUGACGCUCUGAGCUCGAUGGCCAAUACGGCCGGAUACCGCGCCGUGCUAGAGGCAGGUAACGAGUUUGGGCGCUUCUUCACGGGUCAGGUGACUGCUGCCGGAAAGAUUCCCCCUGCCAAGGUCCUUGUCAUCGGCGGUGGUGUCGCCGGUUUGUCAGCCAUUUCGACUGCGCGCCGCAUGGGCGCCAUCGUGCGUGGCUUCGACACGCGCCCCGUGGUUAAGGAGCAGGUCGAGUCGCUCGGCGCCGAGUUCCUUACGGUCGAGAUCGAUGAGGAUGGCUCGGGUACCGGCGGAUACGCAAAGGAGAUGUCCAAGGCUUUCCUCGACGCUGAAAUGGCCCUGUUCCUCCAGCAGGCUCGGGAUGUUGACAUCAUCAUCACCACUGCUCUGAUCCCGGGGCGGCCAGCUCCCAAGCUUCUCUUCGAGAACCAUGUCGGGGCUAUGAAGCCUGGGUCGGUCAUCGUCGAUCUCGCCGGCGAGACUGGCGGUAACUGUGUGCUCACCAAGCCAGGCGAGAAGGUCGUGACUCCCAAUGGCGUGACCAUCCUCGGCUACACCGACCUCCCAUCGCGUCUCCCGACCCAGUCCUCAACCCUCUACUCAAACAACAUCACCAAGUUCCUCCUGGAGAUCGGCGGCGAGGGCCGCUUCAACGUCAACCUUAAGGAUGAAGUUGUGCGCGGCGCCCUCGUCACGUACAACAAGGAGGUAAUGUGGCCUGCGCCGCAGUCGACAACCGCCCCCGCCGCGGCCGUUGCUCCGAAAAAGCCCGCGCCCAGGGUUGAAGAGCCCAAGAUCGAGAAAACGCCGUGGCAGAAGGCUGUGAGCACCGUCGGUAUGACGACGGGCGCGGUCGGCGGCACACUCGCCCUCGGCAAGCUCACUGGUCCGGCGUUCAUGCUUAACUUCAACACCUUCGGUCUGGCCGGCCUUGUCGGCUUCAACGCGGUCUGGAAUGUCACCCCGGCUCUUCACUCUCCCCUCAUGUCUGUUACCAACGCUCUUUCCGGUCUUGUCGGUGUCGGUGGCCUCUACGCCAUCGGCGGCGGCUACGUCCCGACCACGUUCCCCGAGUACCUUGGCGCGGCGUCCGUCCUCCUGGCUAACCUGAACAUCUUCGGCGGUUUCCUGACCACCAAGCGCAUGCUCGACCUGUUCCGCCGUCCUGGUGACCCACCAGACUACGCGUGGCUUUACGGUGUGCCGGCGGUACUCUUUGCGGCGGGUAUUCUGUGGGCUUGGCAGUCGGGUCAGGACGGCCUCGUGCAGGCCGGCUACACCAUUGCGACGUUCCUCAGCAUUGGUGCUCUGACUGGUCUCAGCUCGCAGGCUACUGCCCGCCUUGGUAACUCUCUCGGCAUCCUGGGCGUCUUCGUCGGCAUGCUCACUGCGGUCCUCGCCGUCGGCUUCACCAAGGAGCAGCUCAUGCAGGUUGGCAUGCUCACCGCCAUUGGUGGCGGCGCAGGCCUCGCCAUUGGCCGCCGUGUCUCUCCCAUGGCUCUUCCCCAGACUGUCGCGGCGUUGCAUUCGGUGGUCGGUCUCGCGGCCGUCAUGACCUCCGCAGCUGUCGUGCUGCAGGGAAGCGAGCACGCGUCAACCACCCUGGGCCUCACUGCCGCCUACCUCGGCGUCCUGAUUGGUGGCAUCACCUUCACCGGCUCGAUCGUCGCGUACGCCAAGCUCGCUGGACGGAUGGGCUCGAAGCCCAUGAUUCUCCCCGGUCGCCAUAUCAUGAACGCCGGUAUCAUUGGCACCAACCUCGCAGCGAUGGGCACCUUUGUUACCAUGGGCGCGGGCGUGCCCGCUAUCGCAGCCGGCUGCCUGUUGGGCAACACCUUCCUCAGCUUCCUGCAGGGCUGGACAACCUCGGCAGCGAUCGGUGGCGCUGACAUGCCCGUCCUCGUCACCGUUCUGAACGCGUACUCUGGAUUCGCCCUCGUCGCCGAGGGCUUCAUGCUCGACAACAUGCUCCUCACGUCUGUCGGCUCGCUGAUUGGCGCGUCCGGCUCCAUCCUGUCGUACAUCAUGUGUAAGGCGAUGAACCGCUCGCUGGCCAACGUCAUCUUCGGCGGCAUCGGAACCACGACGUCCACGACCGACACGACCAAGGGCCUGACGGUCUCCAAGACCACGAUUGAGGACACUGUCGAGGCGCUGAAGGACUCAGACAGCGUGGUCAUCGUCCCCGGCUACGGCAUGGCUGUCGCCAAGGCGCAGUACUCGAUCGCCGAGAUGGUGAAUGAGCUUCGCGCCGCUGGCAAGGAAGUGCGCUUCGGCAUCCACCCCGUUGCGGGCCGUAUGCCGGGCCAGUGUAACGUGCUCCUCGCCGAGGCGGGUGUCCCCUACGACAUCGUGCUCGAGAUGGAUGAGAUUAAUGACGACUUUGGAGACGUCGACACGGUCCUUGUGAUCGGCGCCAACGACACGGUCAACCCCAUUGCCCUCGAGCCCGACUCGCCUAUCGCAGGCAUGCCAGUGCUGCAGGUGUGGAACGCGAAGAACGUUGUCGUGAUGAAACGCGGGAUGAGUGCGGGCUACGCCGAGGUGCCCAACCCGCUCUUCUAUUACCCGAACACGAAGAUGCUCUUCGGCGACGCCAAGGGUACGUGCGAGGGGCUGGCCAGCGGGCUCAAGGAGAAGAAGGAGUAA
Molecule: messenger RNA, 3168 nt
Organism: Cutaneotrichosporon cavernicola
Lineage: Eukaryota; Fungi; Basidiomycota; Tremellomycetes; Trichosporonales; Trichosporonaceae
Exons: 14
Coding region: 1-3168 (1055 amino acids)
Biological process (GO): proton transmembrane transport; NADPH regeneration
Cellular component (GO): mitochondrial inner membrane
Molecular function (GO): NADP binding
Source: RefSeq, a predicted model, not a curated record